GACGAUCAUUUCUCUGGCAUAGUAUACACUAGUGGGUGUCGCAUCACGAUCAUACAUACUACAAUGAGCGGGAGAGGGAAGACAAAAAAAAGUCCAUCUGGGCCCGCGCAAAGAGUCCAGCCGGGGCCAGAACCAGGGUGUGCCAAGAGUUUGGUUCGGGACAAGAAUGGUUCCAUUGGAGGUUGCCAUGCAGUGAUGGACACUAAGGACAUGCAACAGAUUCCUGAGGAAAAUAAACCUAAGAAGCAUAAGCAGCCUAAGUGCACCACUGAGGGAAAGCCAACUGUGCCACAAGAGACCGGUUCAAGGAUUGUUGACUCACAUCAGGAUAACAUCCUGUUUACAACACUUGAUAAAUUAAAGAUUAAGAUGACACAUAAAUCGGAUUCAUCAAGAAUAGUCAAUGACGUGGUAACGUGUAUAAGUGACCACAUGAAAAAGCGUACAGAAUGCUUCAAAGAUGUAAAUCUUCUGCGCACUGGAAGUUACUACGAACAUCUAAAGAUUUCUGAUCCCGACGAAUUCGACGUGAUGUUUACUUUUCCGGUGAUGCGGGUGGACAUUCGGCCAUUUGGAGACGAUGGAGCUUUUUAUAGCGUGGCAUUUAAACGGGGAAAACACUCUCUGGGUCGCUUCCAAAAUAAGGACAACACGGUAUCUGCGAGUGAAAUGCUUAAGGAGUUCAGAAACGAAGUUAAAACAUCUGUGAAGACACAUAAAGACGUGUUGGUGGAGAAGAAGAAGAAGGGUUGCCCGGCGGUGACCUUAACGAUAAACAGGACGGGAACUGUUCCCAUCUCACUGGACAUUGUUCUGGGACUACAGGUCAAAUCGAGUUGGCCCACUUUCACCCAGGAAGGCUUCAAAAUAGAAACCUGGCUUGGGACCAAAGUGAAGAAAGAACUAAAGACACAAUCAUACUACCUCGUUCCGAAGUAUGAGGGAAAGGGCACGGUGGAACUGGAAGGGGUCUGCGCUAAAGACUGUUGGCGCAUCUCAUUCUCGCAUGUGGAGAAGAGUAUCAUAACAAAUCAUGGCUCUCAGAAGACCUGUUGCGAGGCAAACGGAAUUCCCUGCUGCAGGAAGGACUGUCUGAAGCUUCUGAAGCACCUGUUAAACCUUUUGGAGGCAGAGGACCCUCGUCUGUCCAAGUUCUGUUCCUACCAUGCAAAGACCACCCUUCUACACGCAUGCUGCUCCAGGACCAAGGACAGUGACUGGGAGGCGACGCAGCUGGGACCCUGCUUCCAGCAGCUGUUGAGAGACUUUGAGGGCCACCUGAAAGAUGGCAAGCUCCCCAACUUCUUCAUCCCCACACACAACCUGCUGGGCUCUGGCCACAACCGCAAGAGCUGCCUGAUCCUGGCCCAGUGUAUUGAGGAGCAGCGCAACAAUGGUUUCCCCAUCUUCGGCUAGUGAGUCGGGACUACCUCAAUCACUGCCCCCUUAGUGACUCACCCAGAGCCCCAAUAGACAGACAUAAGUGGAGUAUAGCUGUGGUCCCAUACUGUUGUCUAUGUUAAAAGGAAUGGCAUAGGCAGGAGGAAUUGAAGAGCAGAGGAGAAAGGAGUCAGAAGUUACCAUUUAAUUCAGAUCAGAACAGUUUUGAGUCUUCCCAGAGAUGAUACAUGGAGAAGAGCAGUUGGCUCUCACUCAAAUUAUAAAAAGGUAAUUUAAACUGUCUGUACAACACUAUGAAUUAUUCAAUAAAACAAAAAUUCGUAACACAAAAAA
Oncorhynchus nerka (sockeye salmon) is the source of this 1734-nucleotide messenger RNA. It is a transcript of the gene cgasa, whose product is annotated as cyclic GMP-AMP synthase a. Gene Ontology annotation, cellular component: cytosol; site of double-strand break; nucleus. The record is from RefSeq and is a predicted model, not a curated record. Bases 64 to 1416 code for a protein of 450 amino acids. The transcript has 5 exons. Gene Ontology annotation, molecular function: double-stranded DNA binding; chromatin binding; 2',3'-cyclic GMP-AMP synthase activity. Gene Ontology annotation, biological process: negative regulation of double-strand break repair via homologous recombination; positive regulation of defense response to virus by host; DNA damage response. Lineage: Eukaryota; Metazoa; Chordata; Actinopteri; Salmoniformes; Salmonidae.